Styela clava is the source of this 1272-nucleotide messenger RNA. The record is from RefSeq and is a predicted model, not a curated record. NCBI's taxonomy places the organism in Eukaryota, Metazoa, Chordata, Ascidiacea, Stolidobranchia, Styelidae.
AUGAGGCAAUGGCACGAAGUAAAUGAAGUUUAUCCACACAGUGUAUCUGUUUCUGGAAAAGAAAUCUUGGCAAAGAACAAAAAAAUUCCCAAUGAGAAAAUUCACGAGUUUCCUGAGACACCAAAUGAUUUGAAGGUAUAUGAGAAACUGGAUUACAGCGUUGAGCCCUUGCUAAUAUCUCAAACAAAAUUAAAAGGAUCAACUCAAAAACUAAAGGUGACGCUUCGGAUGGACGAAAAUGGUAUUCUGGACAUCACACCGAGUGGUGUAAUGUAUAAUUCUGAUUGGAACGAACUUAAUAUUGAGCAAUUGAUUGAUGAAAACAGGAAAUUUGACGAAAAUGAUAUAAAAAUGCAGCUGCAAGAUGAAGUAAGAAAUAAUUUGGAAACGUUGAUAUAUGGCCAAAUACAAAAUAUUCCAUGCUUGGAGUUAUCGAAAACACACAAAAAUAAAAUAUCAGAAAAGUGCAAUGACAUGUUGGAGUGGAUUGAAAACCAUCGGGAUGAAGAAGAGGAGGUAUAUACAAACAAAAAAAAUGAAAUCUUUCGACUAAUAAAGGAAUGUGAAGAAGAAAAGAAAGCAAGAGACAAGCUGAAAAAGUACAUAGAGCAUGUCAGAAAUGCAGUCAAGACAAAAAAAUAUGAUUUCAACUCGGACGAUUCAACAAUGCUGAUUGACUUGUGCACAAACGGAGAGGAAGUUUUAAGAAACCUUGAUUCCUCACACGUAAAACUGCAUUCAACAUUUGAAAGUAUUUGGAAUGUAUUUUCUGAAGUAUUAAAACAAUUGGAGGAAAAAAACAAGAAUUCAAGCAUAAAACAUAAUGCAAAUAGUACAAAGAUUGGAGGAGACAAAAACCUGCUUUCUGAAUACGUUAAGUACGUAAAAAUUGAUAUUGAAAAUUCUGAAUUAAAAUUGGAACCUGCAGACAAAAAAUUGAUCAAGGGCAAAUGUGACAAGACAGAAACAUGGAUAAAACAAAACCCAGAAGCCAAACAAAAAACUUUGGAAGAAGAAAGGAAUGAAUUAAAAACCUACUAUGAGACUGUGUUCAAGCCAUCCAUCAAAAAAAGACUGGAGGUUCCAAAAAAAACAACUGCAAAUUCUCUUGCAAAAUAUGUAGAUGAUAUCAUCAAAAUCAUGUCCGGAACUGGAGCAAAAUUUGAAAAGAAAGAAAAAGAUGCCAUUUUCCAAAAAUGCAGAAGUAUACAAGAAUUUCUCAAACUUUACAAGGUACAUUUAUAUAUAUAUAUAUCUCAUGAAAAUGCGUAG